Salvelinus fontinalis (brook trout) is the source of this 6040-nucleotide messenger RNA. RefSeq names its product cysteine-rich motor neuron 1 protein-like. The record is from RefSeq and is a predicted model, not a curated record. Gene Ontology annotation, cellular component: extracellular region. The transcript is spliced from 15 exons. Gene Ontology annotation, molecular function: serine-type endopeptidase inhibitor activity; protein binding. Lineage: Eukaryota; Metazoa; Chordata; Actinopteri; Salmoniformes; Salmonidae. The coding region runs from base 540 to 3350 and encodes 936 amino acids.
AUGUCAGUCAAGAGGAAUGGGUGCAGCUAAUGUCUAUGCCUGUAAUGUCAAUUUGGGUCUCAGAUUGCAUCCCAAUGUUUCGGUGUGAAGGCAUCCUCACUCCUCUCCAAACGCAGAAGACUCACACUAUGUGGUUGUCGUAGGACGCAGCUAUUAUUUUACUUGAAACAACAAUGAAAGUGCACCUUCCUACAGUAGGCAUUGCAUACUUUUUUCUGAGGAUAGCCCAUUGACAGUAAAAGGUAAGCCAGCCUACCGGAGAGACCAAACCAGGAGCAUCCGUGCACUUUUUCGUGCACUUUCCGAGGUAGCCUAUUCUCGGGCAGCAUGCUGCCUAGGCUAUUGUAAAGGCACUGACAGCGCAGGUACCAACAAUUUUUCUCAUUCCAUUUGAACCGGAACGUUAUAACUUCUGGAAUUACAUCUAACGGACCUCGCGGAUUUAAUUUGGCGAUUUACUUGACAGAAGGAAAUUGUUUGCUUAGACCUACAUUUUUAACAUAGGCUACCGAUCUUGGGCUCAUCAUCAUAUUUUAAAUAUGUUCAGGAAGUGUUUGGUCGCGUUCUUGAAUUUUUCAAUUCUGGUGCGUGUGUUGAUGUCUCAUGAAUGUACGCCAUGUGAUCUCCGGACGUGUCCGCCGAAAGCCUGCGAGAGCGGUCGGACUCUGGCCAGGGACCCGUGCGGAUGCUGCGAUCAGUGUACCCGGAUGGAGUGGGAGCCGUGCGCCGGCCAGGACUGGGCACUGGGAUACUGCGCCUUGGGACUAACCUGCGCGGCUGUCAACCAAACGGGAGCUGUAACGCUCCCUGAAAUAGGAGUUUGUAAAGUUCUGCCUCACAGUCCGGAGGCUGGGUUGGAGGAUGAGCGCUGCCCCCUGCAGACAGGCUGUGACAGGGCCGGGGCCAUGUGUGUGUGUGACGCCCGUCACUCCUGCCUGGGCUCCUUCAGCUACCCUGAAAUGGAAUCCUGCAUGAGGGCCAGCAAGACAGAAGGCCGUAGACAUGAGUACCAGGAGAGGCACAGGGAGAAGUUUGUGGGACCCUCCGACCCAGCUUGCAUGUUUUCUGGGUGCAACCUGACAGCACAGGGCUGUGUGUGUGAAUCCCAGAGCUGCCACUAUCACUCCUCCUACAUCAACCGCAGCCAGUGCCAGGAGGCCGCAGAGGAGCUGAAAUGUGCCGCGACCACAUGUCCUGCCCUGCCGGUGCCUUCCUGUCCUGAGGGCUCGGUUCUGACCAAGAGCUACACUCCCCCUGCUGGCUGCUGCCCCACUGUGCCCCCCCAGUGCACCUGUGACCUCCGGGCGUGCCACAAGCCCCAGUGCCCCUCCGGCCAGAAGACUGUACCACUCAGUCAGGCCACUGGCAAGCCAGGAGACUGCUGUGACAUGUUCGAGUGCCAGAAAGUUUCUCCCAAGUGUGUCCACAACGGGAAGGAGUUUUCAGAGGAGGAGGUGUACCGUAUGGACCCGUGCUGGCUCUGCCAGUGCCGAGGAGGAAUAUCCUUCUGCUCUAAAGCAGAAUGUGCGGAACUCGACUGUGAGAACUUCUACAUCCCGGAGGGAGAAUGCUGCCCCGUAUGCAUAGAUGUGGAGCUCCUGUCUAUGGAUAGCACGGAGGCCAGCUGCUGGGUGAACAACAAGCUGCGUGGCCACGAGGAGCAGUGGAAGGAGGAUGACUGCACCUUCUGUCAGUGUGUGGAUGGAGACCCUCACUGUACCGCCAUGGCCUGCAAACAGAGCUGCCAGAACCCAGUCAAGAUCCCAGGAGAAUGCUGCCCCUUCUGCGAGGAGCCUUCGUAUGAGACAGUGAGCCCCAUGCUGUGUCCUCGUCUGGAGAACUGCUCUUUCUCAGGGAAGGACUGCCCCUACGGCUUCCAGCAGGACAACAACGGCUGCCUGCUCUGCCAGUGCCUCAACCAUGAAUCCUGCCCUGACCUGGGGACAUAUUGCUCCCUGCAAUGCCCCAUGGGAUACGAGAAGGAUAACUUUGGCUGCGAGGUGUGUGAGUGCAGCUCUCCAAUGCCCAAGUGCCGACCCCUGACCUGCAGCAAGACCUGUCCCUACGGAUAUGUGAGGAAUAAGCACGGCUGUGAGAUGUGUCGCUGUGUCAAGUGUCCCCCCUUAACCUGUGAUAAGAACUGCAGCGAUGGCUACCGGCAGAACAGGAAGGGCUGCUCCAUUUGCAUGUGCAAAGAGAGUGACCACCUGCCAAGCACCACUGCCCCCGCCCCCAUGCCCAGCUACUGCCUGACCUCUAACGGGCACCGCUAUGAGGAGGGCGAGAGCUGGCACGACGGCUGCCGAGACUGCUACUGCCACACUGGGAGAGAGAUGUGUGUGCUCAUAUCCUGCCCUGUGCCCAGUUGUCCCAACCCCGUGGUCAGGCCUGACCAGUGCUGUCCCACUUGUGAAGAUGAGUCAGGCAGUGGUCAGCCAGAGGGCAUGGACCUGGUGGUGUGUCGAGCCCCUGGGGGGAAACUCUAUGUGGAGGGAGAGACCUGGAACCUGGAUGAGUGUACACGCUGCACCUGCAGGAAGGGCCGUGUUCUGUGCGAUACUGAAGUGUGUCCCCCUGCUGUGUGUCAGGCCCCAACCAGGAACAAGGACACCUGUUGCCAUGUCUGCCCAGAGGACAAGCAGGGUCCCCAGCUCCCGGUGAGCACCAGUCAGCAGGAGUACUGUAUCUCCAGCGAGGGAGACGUGCUUUUGGCUGGGGACACCUGGAAGGCCAAUGCCUGCACCAGCUGCACCUGCAACAAUGGAACCAUUCAGUGUUUCUCCCAGCGCUGCCCGCCUGCCAACUGCAGGGUGCCCGUCCUGCGCAAGGGCCAGUGCUGCCCUCACUGUCUGGAAAUAACAACAACGUCUGUUCCAAUGAUGGUGUCGACCAAGGCCCCCAAGACCAGGGUUACUACCACAGUGGACAACACAGUCUGGAUCCCCACUGUCACUUUGCCUCCUAUCAUUGCUGCUACAGAUGGGAACAGCCUGGGAGAGAACAUCCCCAGUCAAACUAGGAUGGCUCUCAUCUACCAAUCAGCUGCCUGGAUACUGGCCGGUCUCCUCCUGGCCAUCGUCAUCUUCCUCAUUGUGGCAGUCCUCAUUAACAAGAAGAAAAAGUGGGUGCGGAUGUCGUGCUACAGCGCCCCCAAGAAGACUGUGAUCCUGAAGAAGCAUGUGAAUAAGAACUCGGUGGUGUACAUGGAACCUUCAAAGGAGAACAAGUUCCAGAGCAUGAAGAAUGACUGUGGCAUCAACUUCUCCCCAGAGAUGAGCUCACCAUGUGGGGAGAGGAUGCUCAUCCCCCGGGUCAAGCUGAGUACGGGCCAGGUCAGGGGACAGCUCUAGACCCCCCUCCCCCUAAACACCAACUCCCAUUCACCAGACCACCAAACUCUACACUGCCCAAAAGGCUACCAAGCACCUCCUCUUCUCUUUCUCACAUUUUCACGGUGAUCGAUCCAAAACAAUGCAAUGCAACUGCCUGUUGCUUUAUCAUACUGCUGGUACAGUGAGGAGAGACUGUGGAGGCAGGAGGAUGUGGCCAUUAUGGGACUUUGCCAUACAGUUCACCACAGACAGUGACAGUCAGCCAGAGAGGCUACUAGUCAGCCAGAGAGGCUACUAGUCAGCCAGAGAGGCUACUAGUCAGCCAGAGAGGCUACUAGUCAGCCAGAGAGAGCUCUGAAAUGUGAACAUGAUCAUCAUCGCUUCUCGCCUUCUCUGGAACUAGAACAUGAAACUAACAGGAGGAAUAUAACAGCUUUAGGACAGGGGUUUGGGUUCUAGUCGAAGGUCUCUAGUUUGCUCUUUUCUAUGUGCCGCAGCGCAGCACUCAAUUCAUCAACAAUUGUUUUAGUGAUGCCAAUUUAACUGGUUUUCCAGUUGUAAUCAAAAUUGGAUGGGAGGGUAAGUCGAUUAUCAGAUGAAUGGCUAGUUCCAUGACUCGCUCCUCUCCCCAGUCAAUGACUUUGAGCAGCAUCAGAACCCAGCAGACUAUGGCCCAGAAAAAAAAGAAACCCAAACUCCUGCUUUAGAACGUGUGGUUUCCAUCUUAGCUUUUUUUAAAUAUAUUUCUAUGUGUAAUAGUUGUAGUGUUUUUCUUGGUCAAGCCUAGUUUUUGUUAUGGAAGUCUCCAUGGUGGCAAGAUUAAAACAUUGUAAAUGCCAGACUAAACAUUCCCCAUCGAUGCAAAGGAAUGACACUCUUCUAUUCCCACUUACUGUAGUGGUUUCUGUCUGCCUCAAAGGUGAUGACCAAAAUCAUUCCAUUCUGAAAACAACCAACCACCCUGGGAAGAGGGAAAACAGUGUGAAUGUAUUCUGCCUCAGCUGUGAAGCCAGUGUGUCUGUCUGUAAUACAGUAAAGUCCUUCAUCCUUCUGUACUCAAUAACUCCCUUUAGAAGGAAUCAUCCCAUUGGCUGGACUUCAUCUAGAAAUGGGAAUGGACUUCAAGAUUAGGUGGAUUAAUACUAAUCCCGACUGAUAUUUUAUAGCUUGCAGAUAAGAGGACUCAUUACAGGAAACUACAGAAGCAGUUCCAGACUUUCUGGAGUUACUCAUGAGGAAUGUCAACAUACAAUAAGCCUCACUUAUAUAACUUCAUUUACAGCUGUGCGUAAACAUGAGCUACUGUUUCCAGAGAAUGUUAACAUAUACAUUAGUAGCCUUUAUUUUAUAGCCUUAAUGUUUUUCAUAUUUCAUUGUUUCUCCUGUAAUGACGUAUGCUAGUCCAAUUUUGGUGCAAUUUGUUGUGCCAUGUAUUCCAUGCCAAGGUAACCUGACUGAAGGUCUCCCCAUUCCCACCAGUUUAUAACACAUUACAAUGAAAAGGGGCAAGGGUCUCAAGGAGACUCUGCUAUGAAAUGCAAAUAAUGGUACAUUCCAACAGCGCAUGUUCAUAAAAUGUAGCACUUUUGUUAGGAUCCAGUGUUUUAAAAAGCUGUGGAUGAGAUUCCUGGCGGGAUAAAGGCCUAAUCAGGGAUUUGAUGGGCAUAUUUAGCACAUGGAGGUGAUGAAUCACUCAAGUAAACAUAAUGGUGCAGCAAAUUCAAGGCUUAUUUAACAAUCUGAUGAAAUAGAUGUGAUUCAGAGCAUUACAAAACAGACUGGGGUUUAUUAGGAAAUCUUUGGAUCUGAUUUCAUAGUUACAUUGCCAGUCUCUCGAUACAAAGACCAUUGUGAUGCCAAAACUGUGUGGAGACAAAUAUAGAUUUCUAUUGAAGAGUUUCAAAAGUAAUUCCGUAGAUUUGGGUCCGUUUGAAUCACAACCAUGUGUUUUAAAUGAAGGUAAGAGGAGUUAUUUGUUUUUCCUAUGUGUAAAAAAGGUAGAUAAAAGUAGGACAGAAGAGUCCCUUAUUUAUUUUUUCACAUAGCUUUAUUUAUUAAUACUAAAGUAUAGUUUGAGUUAAUGACGUGUUUUUGGCAAAUGAACUUGGUAGCCAAAGCUGCUGUACAUUUUAGAUAUUGUAAGCCAUUUACCAUUUCCAUCUGCUUUGUUUUUCAAGCCUAUUUAUUUUACUGUUGUAAACUGUAAAUACAUUUUUCUUUGCUGUUGAACUGUAACAUUUAUACUUAUUUUGAAAAACAAAAUGUGUGAACAAAAAUUCUUUACAUUUAACAUUUGGGAAGACAUUUCAGUGCUUGUGACAUUUCCAUGGUGAAAUGUUUGCAAUGAAAAGUGUGACGGAGCUGGCUGAUGCCCCGUGCUUUUAAAAGACUGGAAAUCCCUACAAAUCAAAUAAAUAUCAAUAAAUAUCAACAUAGCAACAGUUGGGUUCAAAAGAGGUAACAUAUCAUGGUUAGAUGUGACAUCUGUUCCUUUAUCUACUCUUGCCCAGUGCUGCCAAAGGGGAUCUGCUUCCUGGGCUCCCAAGUGGCGCAGCAUCUCAGUGCAAGAGGUGUCACUACAGUCCUUGGUUCAAAUCCAGGCUGUAUCACAUCGGGCUGUGAUUGGGAGUCCCAUAGGGCUGUGCACAAUUGGCCCAGCGUUGUUCUUAACUGACUUGUCUUGUUAAAUAAAAAAAUCUUCUCACUUA